AUGGUACCACUGGAUGAGCAUCGACGUUACAAUUCCAGUACCAGUGGUCAAUUUCAAGCCAAGCUGGUCAUCAAGAACGUCCCGGGACCGGACUGGAUCCGCACGAUUCGCGGAGCAGAAAAUCUUGUCGGUUAUGAAACAUCCUUCCUGAGCCUCCGAGAGUUUUUCAACAACGAGAACGAAAUCGUGGGCCUCCAGCUUCAAGAACGCAUUAGCUGCAUGCAUCCCCUGUUUAACGUUUUCAAUAGUAUUACCUACCUGGAUGAAAAACUACUCGCUUGGGGAUUAGUUAUGCUGCUUGUGUCAAAAGCCACCGCUAAUGGAUCGGACGUUCAGAUCGCGGAUCACAAACGAGGAAAUGCGGGAGUUCUUCAAUCUCAACGGACUUUGGCAGAAGUUACCGAGACGGUUCGAACUUCUCAGCUCGUCCAUCAAGCAAUCCAAAACCUUCCGCCAUGCGGCAACGCAGGAAAUGAUCUGAGCGGGGAGAGUGCCAUGGUUUACGGCAACAAGAUCGCCCUGCUCGGUGGAGACCAUCUACUUGCUAGAGCGUUUCAGCAGCUGUCUACUUUAAGAAAUCAGGAAUUGAUCCUGCUUAUGUCAUCCGCAUUCCGUGACCUUACCGAGUCCAACUUCAUCGGCGAACGUGACGAUCAAAACAAUCCACUCCCUGGUAAACCGCUGUCUGGAGCAAAAGUUUACACUGAAGAAGUUGGCAGUUGGGAUAAGCAGGACUUUGGAGACCUAGACGAUAAUAUAGCUCCACUGCAGGUGGCAGGGAACCUCGGAAGUGCCGAGAUGGAGUGGUCUCUACGCAACUUACUUGCCGGUGGCAGUUUGCUCGGGAAAGGAUGCCAAGGUGCGAUACUGCUCGGUGGCCAUCCAGAGCAUUUGCAAAGACGAGGAUAUCUGUUUGGAAGACAUUUAGCACUGGCAUGGCAGGCCAGUCUCGAUUUGCAGCCAUUUUUGCCGACCAAGCUUCAAGAGGGAUCCAAGUUCAGCCUAGUUUCCGCACCGAUACUAUUCCAUCUGGAGCACGAGAAAACGCUUUACGAUGAAAUUGAAAAGGGCCUUGAAACAGUCGACAACAUUGACUACACCAAAGUCCAUCGGAUGGUAGCCCAGGGGCCCGGAGUCGAGAAAACGAAAGUUCUACAACGCAAGCACAGCGCGAUGGCGACGAGCAUCCUGCACGAGUUGCCGCUCACCGACGCCAGGGUGGCGCUGCAAAAUAUUUUACUCGCCAUGCAGGAGCUUUAG
Molecule: messenger RNA, 1260 nt
Organism: Anopheles coustani
Lineage: Eukaryota; Metazoa; Arthropoda; Insecta; Diptera; Culicidae
Product: all trans-polyprenyl-diphosphate synthase PDSS2-like
Exons: 4
Coding region: 1-1260 (419 amino acids)
Biological process (GO): isoprenoid biosynthetic process; ubiquinone biosynthetic process
Cellular component (GO): mitochondrion; transferase complex
Molecular function (GO): prenyltransferase activity
Source: RefSeq, a predicted model, not a curated record